Molecule: messenger RNA, 4638 nt
Organism: Rosa chinensis
Lineage: Eukaryota; Viridiplantae; Streptophyta; Magnoliopsida; Rosales; Rosaceae
Exons: 3
Coding region: 309-4433 (1374 amino acids)
Source: RefSeq, a predicted model, not a curated record
UGAUGCAACCAAACAAACGCCGUAGUCUCAGAAUAGAAAACGUCAAAACCUUGUCCUCCUUCCCCAAAUAACAAAGCAGCCGUCAGUCAGUUACUCACAGUUGGAGACUCCAAUCCCUAAUUCCAAAUUCCAGUCCUCCUCUCUCAGCUCAUUUCACAUUCCAUGGCUUUGCAUGUCUAUCAUCGCUGAAGAUUUUGAAGAAUUGGAUGUAGACAUGCGGGGGUAAGUUUCAUCUUUUGACAGGGUGUAUAUUCUGUUGUUUGUGUAUGUGAGGGAAUCUUUGGGUGAGUUUGAAUUCUAAGUGAGCAAUGGAGUGCAACAAAGAUGAGGCAGAAAGGGCAAUGCAACUUUCGGAGGAAAAGAUCCAAAAUAAGGACUUUAAAGGAGCAAAGGAGAUGGCACUAAAGGCUCAACGACUCUACCCUCAGCUUGACAACAUUUCUCGCUUAAUUACAGUAUGUGAAGUUCACUGUUCAGCAGAAAAGAAGGUAGGGGGAUCAGAAAUGGACUGGUAUGGCAUUCUUCAGAUUCAGCAAUUUGAUGAUGAAGCAACGAUCAAGAAACAAUAUAGAAAACUUGGGCUGCUACUUCAUCCCGAUAAGAAUAGGUUUACUGGGGCGGAGGCUGCUUUUAAGCUGAUUGGGGAAGCAAACAGGGUGCUGACAGACCAAGGAAGUCGUUCUAAAUAUGACAUCAAGUUGAGCGCUUUAACUGGUACCAAAUCAUUAGGUCAUCAGUCAUAUUUUAACUUCUUUGGACCCAAACAUUCCAGUGCUGCAAGCAGCGUUCCGAAUAUUCCUCAGUCACGUUACACUAGUGUGAAUUUACAUCAGCCGGUGAAUGUACAACAACCGGUGCAACCAGACACAAUCAAGAUAGCUUGCCCCUCGUGUAAAAGAAAGUACGAUUACAACUUUGCAAAUCGACUCAUAUUUUGUCAAAGAUGCCUAGGAAUCUUUGAUGCCUCUGAUUUGGGUCCAGAAUCUCUUGGGAAUCCAGUAGCUCCAAGUCAAGGUUCUUCAAAAGAAGCUUCACAAAGUAAUGGAGGGACUGGAUACCCAUCUUCAACAACUAAUGGAAAUGCAACGUCAAAGGCGGCAAGUGCUACUGAAGGUGGUGGAGCCUCUAGGACUGUAAAGAGAGAUAUCGAGAAUGGAGUUGGAAUUGAGAAGCAAGGGGUUGAAAGGUCUGAGUCUGGUCCACUGAAGUCAAAGAAUUCAAGAAAAUCAAGAAACAGAAAAAGAGGAGAGAAUACUUUUGAUUCUGGUGAAAGUUCCAAGACUGGAAAAGAAAAGGUUGGUAUUCCUUCUGAAGUCUGUGAGCGUCACACCAGGAGAUCUUCAAGGAGUAUGCAUAAUCAUUCCUUUUAUGAAACUGUAAAUGAUGAUGAUGAUGAUGAUGAUGAUGAUGAUGAAAAUGAUGAUGAUAUUGGCAAUGUCAAGGUGAAUGAUGAUGUCAAUGUGAGUAGGGAAAGCCCAUUUCCCACUGCUACUAGAAAGAAGAGGGCUAAUGCAUCUGUGGAUGGUGGAGUGUAUAGGCAAACUGUCUUGGCCCUUUGUGCUAUGGAUGAGUAUAGGAAAUUAGGAAAACAAAGAGUGAGGCGCAAAAGAAGCAACACUGAUGAAAUUGAGUUACAGGUAAAUGAAUUAUCCAUGGCAGAUAGCAAUGGCAGCAAGUCCGUGGCAGAUAACAGUGGCAUCAAGUCCGUGGCAGAUAACAGUGGCAGCAAGUCCGUGGCAGAUAACAAUGGCAGCAAGCCCGUGGCAGAUAACAAUGGCAGCAAGUCCGUGGCAGAUAACAGUGGCAGCAAGUCCAUGACAUCCAGGCGAAAGAUCAUCGAGGUUCCUGAACCUGAGUUCCAUAGGUUUGUGCUCAGUAAAGAUGUGUUACAGAAAACUUUUAAAGCCAAUCAAACAUGGGUUCUUUAUGAUCCAGCAGAUGGCAUGCCAAGACGCUAUGCAUGUAUCAAGAAAGUCUUACACCCUGGAUUUAGGGUGAAAAUCACCUGGCUGGAGCCCGAUCCCGAUGACCAAGGUGAGGUUGAUUGGUGUAGCAAAAAGUUGCCAGUUGCAUGUGGUAAGUUUGGAUUUGCGCUCACUGAAGAAGUUGCAGAUCAUACUGUGUUUUCUCAUGAGUAUAUACACUCCACAAAAGGCAAGGAUAAAAGCUCUUUUCGGAUAUAUCCUAGGAAGGGAGAAACCUGGGCCCUCUACCAGGAUUGGGAUUUGGGGUGGAGUUCUGAGCCUGAAAAGCAUUCACAAUACAAGUUUUAUUUUGUAGAAGUCCUGUCAGAUUUUUCUGAAAAGUUUGGCGCUGGAGUUGCUUAUUUAGGCAAAGUAAAAGGAUUUGUUAGUUUGUUUGAGCCAGCUGAGCAGCAGGGGGUUCUCAAGUUUCAAGUUCCACCUAAUGAGUUGUAUAGAUUUUCUCAUCAAAUUCCCUGUUACAAGAUGUGUGGUAGUGAAGGAUAUGGUGUUCCUGCUGGUUCUUUUGAGUUUGAUCCUGCUUCUUUGCCUGCCAGUCUUUUCGAUCGAAGAAGCACUGUCACCAUAGCCAAACCUUCUGGCUUCUUACCUUCUGGUAGAGCUCGCCCUGCUAAGAAAGAGGUGAAGAAAGAUUCUGAAAGGGGAGGAGUCAAGAACGGGAACCUCAACGAUGAACCAAUUCUGAUAGACGUGAUUCGUAGACUUAAACCAGUAAUGGAGAGGAACAAAGGGGAGGCAGUCAGGGCUAUGCAACUUUCAGAAAUGAAGAUUCAAGAGAAUGAUUUUGCUGGAGCAAGGGAAAUGGCACGAAUAGCUCACCGACUCUACCCUGAGGAUGAGAACAUUUCUAAAUUACUUGCACUCUCUGAAGUCUACUAUUCAAUUUUUGAAUCUGGUGAAAGCUCCGAGACUGGAGAUACUGCUAGAGAUGAUUUUGAGCAAUUUAUCGAAAAGGUCAGUAGUCCUUCUGGAAAUCUAAAUGAUGAUGACGACGAUGAUGAUAGUGAUGAUGGUGAUGAUGAUAGUGAUGAUGAUUAUGAUUAUGAUGACGAUGACGACGACGACGAUGACGACAAUGAAGAUGAUGAUUAUGAUUAUGAUGGCAACAAUGAGUAUGAUGAUCAUGAUGAUGAUGAUGGUGAUGACGAUUUUGUGAUUGCUCCCAAAAGGUUGAGGGAGAGACAAUUGAAGAGUUAUACUGAGAAGGAGGAGAAGAAUGCAGUGGAUGGUGGAGUAUCUAAAAGUGUUGUGAGUCGUCCAAAAAGGUUGAGGCACAGCCAAUUCCUCAGUGUUAUUAACAGAAUGCAUGACACGUUUAAGGAUCAUAAUUCUGGCAGUUCCAUUAAAAGCUCCUCUACCCCUCCAUCGUCAUCAGCUGCUCAAUUCUAUGACUUCAAUGCACAAAAGUCAGAGGAGAAGAUUAGGGUUGGUCAAAUAUGGGCGCUGUAUGGUGAUGGGAAUGGAAUGUCUAAGACCUUUGCUCAAGUUAAGAGGAUUAAUGUCAGGCCAAACAAAAGAGUUCAGAGGACUGUGUCUUCGGGGCAUUUUUAUUUGCGAAUGGGAUUGCUUGAACCUUUCUUGGAACCCAAAAACAUGGUUGAGCCAGUGUGUUGUGGGACAUUUAAAGUCAAACGAGCUCCACCUACACUUUUCUCCCUCACUUCAUUAUCUCAUCGUGUAAAAGCCAGACUUUUGGGCCAGAAUAUAUUUGAAAUAAUUCCUAGGAGAGGUGAAGUGUGGGCACUAUACAAGGAGCACAAUCCACUGGUGACCUAUCCUAACAUGGGGAAGGGUGAAUGUCUAGUGGUGGAAGUGCUGGAAGUUCAGCACCAGAGUACAAAGAUUGUGGUUCUGGAACAGCUUAAUGCAUUUAAGUCAGUUUUCAAGGCUCCAACAGUGCAGUGUACCAAAACUGGUGUCAUUGAUAUACCGCAGGCUGAGUUGGGUAGAUUCUCUCACCAGAUUUCUGCUUUUAAGCAUACCAAGGUGAGUCACAGUCGACUUGCAGGGUGUUGGGAGCUUGAUCCAUUAUCAGUUUCUGGUUAUGAGAAAGAUGGUGUUCCCAAAUGUUUCUUUAAUUGUGAUCCUGCUUCUCUGCUUAACAAUCCUGACUACUCCUGUGACCUUGGUGAUUUGAAAAUGGAUAAAAGAAGCAUGAGUACUGAAACUCAUGGUUUGUCUGGUGAGUUACUUGAAGGUGCAGUUAAAUCUGUAAUAGGUUCUGCGAGCAUAGAAACAGGUAUGAGACAGGAGACACCUUUUGCUGAAAGAGAGACUUCUGAGAAAGUUGAAUCACGAGUUUGUCACUUCUCCUUCUUUGGUAAAGAUUUGGUGGAUUCCGUUAAGCUAGAAGCAAGUCAAUGUGUUAAUGCUGUAGACAGUGGCAUGCAUAUCGCAAAAGAUGGCAAUCUCACUCAACCAAAGGGAAGUGCUAUUCCAUUGUUGGGCUGAUUAUCAUUGAGAGAGCAUCGACACAACAAAGACUGAUAAAUAUUGUGAAGAUGACUUGCGAAACCCUUGUAGUUACCUGAGGCUGUAUAUAUUUGGCCAUAGAUAGCGGUAAAUGAGAUGAAAAGGUUGGGUUUUAGCAGCCAAUCUCAAAAACUUUUUAUGAUGUUUCCGAGUAACUGUAUCAAGGAAAUUCGUAGUUGUAUUU